Molecule: messenger RNA, 1550 nt
Organism: Pelagomonas calceolata
Lineage: Eukaryota; Pelagophyceae; Pelagomonadales; Pelagomonadaceae
Source: the annotation of a GenBank genome assembly
UGCAGAGGUCGAGAAUUAGGUCGAGCAGGUAGAGCGCCACCCUGCGCGCACACAAUUAUAUUGCUUGGCCUUUACAGACCGGCCUGCGAGCGCUGCGCGAUCCAGUUUCUCCCAGCUCUUGGCACCGUAACACCAGUGACUGCUGCACAACCAGGGCGCAGUGAUGCCUAAGCUCGACGAAUUGCCCGUCGAGCUGCUCGCGCACGUCGCGUUAUUCACGAACAGGCGCAACGACAAUAGGUCGUAUGAUCCCCUUGACCUAAGCGAGCUGCUCGCGCUGCGAUGCGCGUCACGUUCCUGCAAGGGCGCCGUCCGUCGGGCCGCGAAGCAGCACAGAGCUGCAAGGUCUUUCUCCUUUCAACGCUCGAGUGCUCAGAAAAUCGCGGCCAUCGGACACGUCUUUGGCAGCGGCUGUCGGUCACUUAGUUUUGGAACGGUCCAGUCCGACCAAGCCUACGAAGCGCGCAAGUCGCUUCAAAACUUUGUGACGAGCACUAACGGUCAGCUGCGGCACUUGUCAUACAGUGGUGCGUCCUCUCAAUAUUUUUCUAUGCCCGAGCUCCUGGAACUGUGCCGCGCGUGUCCGUUGCUGAGGAGCUUGUUUGUGCACGGGUCGCCUACCGGUGUUAUCACUGCUGCUAAUUUAGACGAAUUCGCAUCGGCAGUGAGUAGAGCUUGCCCACGGCUCCAUUGUGUUUAUCUCCCACGCCACCGGUCCCCGGCCGAAGACUACCAAUGGCAUUUCCCAAGGUUAGAAUGUCUUAAUUUCCUGCGCGCCGGAUCCGCCUCAGCGUUCCGCUGGGACGGCGUCGAAGCUACCCUCCGCACCUGUGUGCAUGCGACAGAGGUGGAUCUUACCAAUGUAACCGUGUCGCCACGAUUAGUGGACUUGAUUCUGGCGGCGCCUGCGGCUGGCCGGCUGAAGCGCCUAGACAUAAAUGAAGCCACGGUUUCGCCUGAAUUGAUCCUGCGAUUUGCUGGAGGUUUGGAAGCGUUGUCUGACUUGCAGUUUCCCCACGAAUUCGAUGGUGGGCGCGCGUUUUAUAGCUCACUGGUGCAAGCGCGGCCCUCGAUAGCGAAGCUUGGCCUUGGGUUAAGCAACGAACUAGACGAUGAUGCACUGCGAAUCAUAUGCAACGGCUUGCGUUUGGAGCAUCUGGAGCUCACGUGCGUUGAGAAUUUGACUGAUCGUGCCAUCAACAUAAUUCUGGAGAGCCCUUGUGCGGAGACCCUGCGCUCGAUCGAGAUUUCCUAUGACCCUCAAUUCUCUUCUGAAGACGUGUUACGGCUAGUCCGCGGCUGCCCCGAGCUCGCCGAGCUCAAUUGGGAAGUAUCGGAGGAUGCUCAGUUAUUGGUCCAAAACGCGGUGGCAGCGGCUAUUUGGGGACGUGUUGGACACGUCGACGGCCCGAACGUCGACGCGAUUAACGCUCUGCUCGAGAGCCGCGGAGGUAAAGCUACACGUGUCCCGGUCUUGCAAGAAGACGGUUCAUGGCGGAAGUGGCCUAGCUAGCUAGCUGCUUUUUAAUCCAGUAAGUAUGUGCAAUGUA